ACAUUGAGCAGUAAAGCCGGUGAUGAUUUGUACAGAAUUAUUAUCUAGUAGCUAGUUAGUACAUUAGUAUGCGUUUUCCUUGUUUUUUGUCAUCUUCUUCAAGUGUGACCCGUUAAGUAUAAAAUUGUGCUUUUGUCUUUGGUCUUUUCGUAUUAAUAAUCGUACAUUGGUAACUAGGAUAUCUAGAAAUGGCAGGUUCUUUCAAUCUUCAGAAUGUGGUGGACACAUAUAAGUCUUGUCUUAGCGAAAACAAGGAGAUUUACAUCAAGUAUUAUAUAGCGGGAUGGCGAGAGCUUGUGAGUUUCAUGAAUAGCUUGGGUAGUCUGUUCUCUUUCAUCUCCAAGGAUGCAGUCAGCAAAAUUCAAAUAAUGGAGACCUUCCUGAUGGGUGAGAAUGGGGCUCAUUACCUUACUGUCCAAUCCAUGGUGAAAUUUGAGCUGAACAAUAAACUGGUGGACUUCACCCAAAGUGGCAGCCACCCAGAGUCGGGCUGUCGCACCCUCUUACGGCUGCAUCGCGCCCUGCGAUGGCUCCAGCUCUUCCUGGAAAGCCUGCGCACCAGCACGGAGGACAGCAAGACCUCCAUCAUGUGCUCCGAGGCCUAUAAUGAGUCCUUGGCCCAGUAUCAUUCGUGGUUCAUCCAGACAGCUGCUAGAUUGGCGUUCCGCACCCUUCCCGGACGCGAUGCAUUCUUUGAGGUGAUGAAUGCAGGCAGCCAACAGCAGGUGGUUGCCAUGUUGGGAGAAGCCACACCCCUCAUCUCAGAAGUGCAUCAAAUCACAGAAGACCUAUAUGCAAAGAACAAGCUGCUGGAGUUACCCUAGAUGGAUUAUCUGUUUCAUCUCUAUUGGGCAACAUUUUCCCCAAAGCUUCCCAGUCUAACAGAGCUUCCAGAAAUCACAGUCCUUGACUUUUGUAUGCAUUUGCUACUUCCCAUCCGUGAAGCCAAAGAGAACUGAUUGAUGUAGGAUGCAGUUCUGUACCGUGACAUGCUCCAUAGCUGCUUAAUGUUAGUUUGUGUAAUAAAUUAGGCCAGAAUGAGUAGCAGGCCUACAUAUAUCUUUUCAAAUUAGUCUACACUGGCAAAUGGUUAGGGUUUAUAUAGUAUAUGUAUUAUUGAUUUAAAGGGGACUACUGAAUGGAAUUAAAUUAUAUAAUGUUCAUAUACAUACAUACAUACAUACAUACAUGUUUUACAUAUUGUAAAUAUUAAGGAUGAUUUUAUUUUAUUGUAUCACUUUAAUUUCAGUUACCUUGUAUUUUUGUAGUAUUUGCACUACAAUUCGUUUAGAAUAAUUUUAAAUAUAACUUCGAAACCUGAUCUUAGAGUUAUAGGCUUUUUGCAGUUGUAAUGCUGUUGUGAUUUGUGAUGUUCAACGUUCACAGACUAAAGGAUGAAUGAAAUAAAUAUAUAAAAUUUAAAAUAA
Molecule: messenger RNA, 1427 nt
Organism: Electrophorus electricus (electric eel)
Lineage: Eukaryota; Metazoa; Chordata; Actinopteri; Gymnotiformes; Gymnotidae
Gene: cptp
Product: ceramide-1-phosphate transfer protein
Biological process (GO): ceramide transport; intermembrane lipid transfer
Cellular component (GO): cytoplasm; membrane; cytosol
Molecular function (GO): ceramide 1-phosphate transfer activity; ceramide 1-phosphate binding
Source: RefSeq, a predicted model, not a curated record